GCGCGUCUGACUCCAGAUCAGAAGGUUGCGUGUUCAAAUCACGUCGGGGUCAAGUUCAAUUUAUUUUUUUUCUCUUUCACAUAAAACUAUUCAUUUAUAAUCGUCUUCUUAAGACGAUAAUAAAUUUUUAUCACGUUUUUAUAUUGUAUUUAGAAGAUAUAAAGUAGACUUUCAACACCAUAGCCAACCAGUAAAAUUGACAAUCUAUGCUUUUUAUACUUUUAAUAUAAUAGGCUAAAGGAGAAAAAUGUUUGAAUUACUAAUCGAAUUCCAUUCCAAUAUGAUAUUCUAUUGAAAAUUUGCUUCGAUUUCACCCAAUUAUCACUCAAACUUAUAUUUACUGCAGUUAUUGUUAGAUUAAGGAAGAGAAGAAGAAUUCUUUAUAGAUGAUUAUGUAUGUGGAAUCUUUAAGGACGUUAUCGAUAGUGUCUGUUGUUAAUAAUUUGUCUAAAAUUUAUGAAAUAUGCGUCUUUUAUAAAUAUCGUUUACCUAUUCAAGUGAGUAAUUCUAUAUUUGAACACUUAAAGCAUUCAAACUAUUCUUCUCUUUCAAACGAUGAUUUAAUGUUCUUUAGUUCGAAUGUUGUUACUUUAACGAAUGUUUCUUUUUGCGAAAAGCAAAUUGCUGUUGUUAAAAACUUUGAAUUUUUAAGAGAUCAUCCAAUUGAAAUUCUAGAUAUUAAAGAUAUUAACGAAUUAGAAGGGAUUAUCGUAAAUAUUAAUCCAAGAUCAUUAAGGAAAUUAUCACUUCGACAUUGUUUAACGACGAUUGAACAGACUCGCCAUCUAGGGGAGUUCUUGAAACGUUGCUGCAAUUUAGAAUGUUUGGAUUUGAGUUUCAACAGUGAAAUAGGUGAAAAUCUUAUACUCGCUUUCGAUGGACUUCGAUCUUCUUGCGCAAUGCUUAAGAAGCUCGAUUUAUGCUUUUGUGAAAUUAAUGGAAAAAAUGCUCAAUAUUUAGGUCGUUUGUUGAGAAAUUGUGAAAAAUUGGAAUCAUUGGAUUUAAGUUUAAAUUGUAUAUCGGAUGAUGGAUUUAGAGCAGUUCGUGAUGGAUUUAGAUUAUCUUGUUUAAAUCUAAAGAAACUAUAUUUAUCUCAUUGUUCAAUCAAUGAUUUACAAACAAUGUGUUUAGGGAGUUUAUUACAAAAUUCAAAAAACUUAGAAUCAAUCGAUCUAAGCCUUAAUCAAGAUUUGAAAAUGGGAUUUAAAGAUGUGUGCUACGGAUUGAAAUUAUCUAAUUGCAGAUUAAGAAAAAUAGACGUUUCUCUAUGUUUAUUAAACGAACAGCAAGCCUAUAAUCUUGCAGAUUUACUUCAAAAUCUAACUGAUUUGGAAGAAUUGAAUUUAGGUUUUAAUACCGGUAUGGAAAGCGGUUUUAAAGCUAUUUGUACAUCUUUAAGGUCGUCAUUUUUAAAGUUAAAGAAUCUCUACGUUAACAAUUGUUCAUUGAACAGAGGACAAGUUCAAUAUUUAGGGAAUUUACUGAAAAAUUGCAAAUAUUUACAUUUUUUAUACAUAAGUUACGAUAUGAGGAUACAUAAUGAAUUUAAUAAAUUGUGCCAUAUACUAAUCAACUCAUGCCAGAGACUCGGAACUCUUAAAAUAUCAUAUACAUCUCGUACACAUAUGAAACAACCUUGCCUCGGAAAAUUAAUACUUACAUCUGCUUAUCCUGAACAUUCAGUUCUGGAAUAUAAAUUACAGUUUCAUAAAGAUUUUACAGAUGUUUUUAAAGAUUUUAGCCUACUUUUAUAAUAAAUCAUUUCAAUGUUUA
Molecule: messenger RNA, 1773 nt
Organism: Dimorphilus gyrociliatus
Lineage: Eukaryota; Metazoa; Annelida; Polychaeta; Dinophilidae
Source: the annotation of a GenBank genome assembly